Molecule: messenger RNA, 2216 nt
Organism: Clupea harengus (Atlantic herring)
Lineage: Eukaryota; Metazoa; Chordata; Actinopteri; Clupeiformes; Clupeidae
Gene: bcap31
Product: B cell receptor associated protein 31
Exons: 3
Coding region: 16-429 (137 amino acids)
Biological process (GO): intracellular protein transport; endoplasmic reticulum to Golgi vesicle-mediated transport
Cellular component (GO): endoplasmic reticulum membrane; endoplasmic reticulum
Source: RefSeq, a predicted model, not a curated record
UAUCCCCAGAAACGCAUGCCGAGUCUCACAUUUAAGCACUUGUAUAUAUUUUCCAGUAACACAUACAUACUGUACACCCACGCACCCACACACCCACACCGUCAUGAAGAACUGCAGACCACAGCAGUUUGUAAUCACACGCACUCAUGUGUUCUUUCACAGAAACUGAGGGAUGCUGGCCUUGAAAUCCCCGAGGUGGGCGCCAAACCCGGAGUCAGCGUGCAGGAGGAGAACAAGACCCUGAAGGAGGAGGUGAAGAAGCUGAAGGAUGAGCUUGAUGGCAACAAGAAAGCCCUUCAGAAAUCUGACAGUGAUGUGAAGGCCAUGAAGCAGCAAGCAGAGAACCUCACCAUUGAGUAUGACCGUCUGUUGGAGGAGCAUGGAAAGCUGCAGGCGAGCAACGAUUGCCAGGAUAAGAAGUCCAAUUGAUCAGCUGAAGGUUUUUUUCCCCCUGGUCACCUCACGCACUUCCUCUUCCUCGCCAUUCUCUUCCUCUUCCUCCUCCACCUGUCUGCUCAUUAAGGAUGUGAGUGCUCUACACCGCCAGGUGGAGGCCCUGUCACACCUCCCCACAUGCACAUAUCUGGGAGACGACGCGAGGCAAAUCCUCCAUGGCCUGCUGGCUCAGUGGUUCUCUUUCGCUUUCCGUCUUUUGAUUUGGUUUUGUGAAAUACAGAUAGUUCUUACACUUUGUUUUUAUAUUAUAAUUAUAUAUAUACUUUAUUAUUAUUAUAUACUAUUGUUUGUUUAGUCAUUUUUUUUUUUUUUCCUAUCAUCACUUCUGAAUGUUUAUAAGUAUUGUUUUGGUUAUUUUCUGCCCUUCUCUGUAUUGGUACGAAUGGUUGUUCCACAGCCUUGUCACAUGUGGUGAGCGGUGUCGUACAGAAGGACCAAAACGAGCUCCUCUGCUGGAGUGGAACCAGUGGAGUGUGUGAACAUCUAUAGAUAUAGAGGGCCUCAAGAAAAAUACUGCGGUUUUCAUGGGUGAUUUUAGGUCAUUAAUGUGACUUUGUUUACACAUAUUUUUUCCACGUUGUCAUCUUAAGAUAUGCCUGUCUUUCCAAAAGGCACGUGGAGAGAAAUAAUAUUAUUGAAUGUCUUUAAUUUAAUGGAGAGGGAUGACACAUUUCUUGCAACAAAAAAAAAGUAUCCCUGUUCCCCUUGUCCCCUUGCAUUGGGAGUGUUCCAACAUUCAGCUGUCAGGUUAAUGAAUCAUUCCCGUCCUGGUUCGAGGGAAGUGUGAGACACAUGAUUUGACGUGGCAGCAGCCGGUUGAGUCUUGAUCCUGGGCCCUUUGCGAAGCCUGCAUAAUCUGAUAUGAGGCCCCGUGUACUGUAAUCUAUGGGCACAGCGUAGUGUCUUGGCAGUGGCAGGCAACGUGCCUUUAGUAUCACAGCUACAGAUUGGAUUUCGAAACACUGUCAGGGCCAUCCCUAGACGCCCAGUUUUGAAACCUUAACCAAGUGGAAAAUACCCUUGAAAUUCUGCAUCAGUUCAUAUUGUCCAUCAUUGUCCUUCACCUCAUAUCUUUUUUCCCUGUUUAAGCCUAUCUGGGCAAAUCUAUGCCACUGCUCUGCGUUCACUUUUCAACUGUGAGUUAUGUGUACAGUAUCACUGGUAAGAAGCAGCCUGUUAGUUCAGUGCUUCACAGAAUCGUCCCUGUCUGGUAGCUGGUGUAGUGGAGGCCGUGCAGAUGAAUCUCCCUAUGCGCAGCCCCCAAGAAUGGCGGGACUUGACACCAGUCAGUCUGCUUUUUCAGCAGUCGAUCUCUGAGUACGGCUCGCCAGCUCACAACGGCACUCUCUGCGGCCAGCAGUGCCCCGGCUUGUCCAAAGAAUGACAUCAUGAAUUGUGGCACCUGGUAAAAAUAGGCACCUGCAGAAAAGCUAAGCAAAGACCCCCAUGCCAGUGGAGAUGGGCAUGAGGGCAGCUGUUGACAGCCACGGGGGUCUAAGAAACCCUCCUGGGGACGAUGUCAGAUUCUUUUGUAUGAUGUAACGGUGGCAUACUGUUUCCUUCACUUGUAAGAAUGGACCUUGGAAGAGAAUACAUUCUGAUGCUUAGCUCCAUUACUUCCGGUGAUGUCAAUAGCUUUGUUCGUAUUGUAUUUCUUGGAUGGGGUUUAGGGGUUAACAUGUUGUGUCUUUGUGUACGAGCUUUCUUUUGGCUCUAACAUUUGUAAUUUGCAAGUCAAUAAAGUACUUCACAAAACAAAA